AUGUCGAACGGUUCCUCGAUCUCCGCCGAGCAUGUGUCCAAGAUCCCAUCACCUGUGACUGAGGACCGGCCUGCGAUUGAGAAGAACCACGAUCGCUCUCCCGAUUCACAAACAAAUGGUCGGUUAAGAGGCCCUGAUACUGCUCCAUCAUCCGCACCCACCAAAACUCCCCUUCAGAGGAUACCGACCGCCCAUGAUGGGGCAACUCCCGAUAUUCAAGUCCAGCGGACUGCGACCAACGUUUCAGUGGGGGGGCAAAUACAUUCGGUCUUUACCACAAAUCAAAAGAGAUUCAUCGUCUUCAUGGCUUCAUGGGCAGGAUUCUUCUCUCCUGUCUCGGGCAAUAUUUAUUUCCCCGCUUUGAAUCCGUUGGCCCAAGACUUAAAUGUGUCGAGUUCACUGAUCAACUUGACCUUGACGUCGUAUAUGAUCUUCCAAGGACUGGCUCCGACUUUUGUGGGCGAUUUCGCCGAUGCUGCUGGCCGGCGUCCUGCAUAUGCUGUCUGCUUCACUGUCUAUAUCCUCGCAAAUAUUGGUCUUGCAUUGCAAAACAGCUACGCCGCUCUCUUCGUGCUCCGAUGCUUCCAAAGUACCGGGAGCAGCGCCACGAUUGCCAUGUGUAGUGCCGUUGUGUCGGAUGUCGCUACCGCAGCGGAACGAGGCAAGUAUAUGGGACUAACGCUCGCGGGAUCUUUGCUGGGACCGGCCAUUGGUCCCGUCAUUGGCGGCGUUCUGGCUGAAUCUCUUGGAUGGAGGGCCAUUUUCUGGUUUUUGAUGGCUCUCGGUUCUGCCUUUAUGGCUGUGUUUGCGAUUUUCUUCCCCGAAACAGCCCGAAAUCAAGUCGGAAACGGAUCGGUCCCUCCCAAGGGAUGGAACAUGUCUCUCAUGAACUACCUCGCUAUUCGAAAAGCUCGAAAUCUCCCGUCCAAGAACACGCUUUCCGAGGCCAGAAAUCAUCCCAAGAAAUUCCGCUUUCCAAAUCCUCUACGAUCUCUGCAACUGGUGCUGGAUAAAGAAAACGCUCUGUUGCUGUUCUACAAUGCGUUCCUCUUCGCGGCCUUCUACGACAUCACCGCCUCUAUCCCCUCCCAAUUUGAGAAGAUUUUCCAUUACAACGAGCUUCAGAUCGGUCUGUGCUAUAUUCCUUUCGGCCUCGGUUCCAUGUUCGCAGCUCUAACGAAUGGACCACUGCUAGACCGCAACUUUGCACGUUGGUGCAAGAAAUUGGGUUUGCGGAUCAGAAAGGGCAGGAAUCAGGAUCUGAGCAAUUUCCCGAUUGAGAAGGCGAGGCUCCAGGUCGCCAUUCCCGUCGCCUAUCUGACCGCGACAUUCGUUUGUGUAUUUGGUUGGGUCUUGGACGUCGAAGGACCACUGGCAGCGUUGCUCGUGAUCCUCUUUUUCACCAGUUUCAGCAUGUCGGUCGCUUUCAACGUAACCAGCACGCUCCUGAUCGACUUCUAUCCUACGGCGCCGGCCACGGCUACGGCGGCCAACAACGUCGUUCGAUGCGUCUUGGGCGCCGGUGCUACUGCUGUAAUCAUACCGAUGAUCAAUGCCAUGGGACGAGGGUGGACGUUUACUUUCUUGGCCCUGUUUCUCUUCGCGACGUCUCCAAUGCUAUGGCUCAUUUACUUCCGCGGCAUGAAGUGGCGGACUGAGCGACGGCGAAAGGAGGAAACCAUGGCGAAAUUGAAACAGGGGAGAAUGGACCAAGACAGUGCCGGCGAGAAUGGUGAUGCGGAGGUGUGCCCCGGCAAUGGUGAGAAGCCGCCGAUGGAAGCCCGUGUACCCGAAAUGGCUGGCGUCCUCGAAGAGAUGGAUUCCGCCCUCGAGCUUUCACGGACGUCGAACUACGAUGCGAAUCAUAGAAGUGAUGAUCGAGGAAAUGUGAAAACGUGGCGUGGGUAA
Molecule: messenger RNA, 1908 nt
Organism: Rhinocladiella mackenziei CBS 650.93
Lineage: Eukaryota; Fungi; Ascomycota; Eurotiomycetes; Chaetothyriales; Herpotrichiellaceae
Exons: 4
Coding region: 1-1908 (635 amino acids)
Biological process (GO): transmembrane transport
Molecular function (GO): transmembrane transporter activity
Source: RefSeq, a predicted model, not a curated record